Messenger RNA from Fraxinus pennsylvanica, 834 nucleotides. Lineage: Eukaryota; Viridiplantae; Streptophyta; Magnoliopsida; Lamiales; Oleaceae. The record is from the annotation of a GenBank genome assembly.
AUGGUUCACUGCAGUUGUAUCUUUGAUUUACCGUUACUAAAUCUCAGCCCGAGUACCUGGUGGCGCCACCAGGUUAUUCUUCCUCCUCCCCUUCCUCUAUCUGUUCACGACCCUCCCUCUCCACCUCACCUCCAUCCACAUUGCUGGUUUGCUCUUAAGGGUGCUCUUCUGGCAAUAAUUGCUCGUAUAUACGACAACAUGGAGUCUGUGUAUCCGUGUAUAGUCUUUACUCUGUACUGUUGCCAACUUUAUCUUGCUCUUGAGGUGAUUUUAGCCAUUACAGCAGUUCCGGUGAGGGCCAUUCUUGGACAGAAUUUGAAACCACAGUUCAAUGAACCAUAUUUAGCCACUUCACUGCAAGACUCUUGGGGCUGUAGAUGGAACCUCAUGGUCAGCAGUAUUCUACGCCCCGCUGUAUAUCAACCCGUACAGCGUAUUUCUACACGUAUUUUAGGCAGCAAGUGGGCUCGGCCUUUGGCCACCCUAGUCACAUUCUUGGUGUCUGGUCUCAUGCAUGAGGUGAUUUAUUAUUACUUAUCACGUGUAUAUCCCACGUGGGAGGUGACAAGGUUCUUUGUUCUUCAAGGGAUUUGUGGGGCCUUCGAGAUAGCCGUAAAAAAGGCAUUGGGCGGCCGUUGGCAGUUGCACAGGUUUGUUUCGGGGCCGAUGACGGUGGUAUUUGUUGGAGAUACGGGCGUGUGGUUAUUUUUACCACAGAUGAUUAGGCAUGGUUUAGACAAAAUGGCCAUAAGACUCUUACCAGCGGCCAGAACCUCAGCAUGUGAUCGUGCGGUUUCAUCCCCAGUGAUAGCCGAAGGGUCGGGCAGCUGUUAA